This is a messenger RNA of Ruditapes philippinarum (Manila clam), 1549 nucleotides long. RefSeq lists its product as uncharacterized. Gene Ontology annotation, biological process: signal transduction. Lineage: Eukaryota; Metazoa; Mollusca; Bivalvia; Venerida; Veneridae. Bases 53 to 1528 code for a protein of 491 amino acids. The transcript is spliced from 4 exons. The record is from RefSeq and is a predicted model, not a curated record.
UCAUAAACAGUGCAAAUAUCAAAUUUUCAUUGUUGUAAUAUUGACUUUUAAUAUGUCGGAGGAAUUAUAUCAUUGUAAUUUUAUAUAUAAUAAUAUUGAAAUUAAUGAAACUGAAGAUAAUCGGCUCGCUACAAAAUUCGUUCAGUAUUUAGACAGGAAAAUAAGUGGGUGGGGUUUAAAAUGUUAUCUUGCAGAAAGGGAUUGUUUAGCGGGUAGAAACGUGUUUGAUGAACUGUUUAGGAUAGUGUCAGAGACAGAGAAAUGCAUAGUAAUUAUAACCCCAGAGUUUAGGAGAAAUUACUGGGCUAAAUAUUGCAAACAAGCUGCGUUUAAGUAUUUGUUACAAGAGGAACACCAACACAAGAUGAUCCCGAUUACUCUUAAUAUCGAUGAUAUAGGAUCACUGAAGGAGUUGAAUGUUAAUGACCCAAUUCAUAUAAAAGGAUCGAAUGAAGGGGAAUGGGGAAAUGAUAUAAACGAAAUGCGCUGGCAAAAACUGAAAAAGACACUUGAAGAAAAAGUAUCACAUGUAGCUAAAGAACGAGGUGACAAUCGGCUUCGAACAGAGGGACAACAACUGCUGGUUACAGUACCAUCUUCAGCUACAAAUAUGUCAAACAUUCCGUUCUUUCCUACAGAGCAAAGAUCGAUUUCAGAUGAAGUAGGUUCAGGAGAAAUUUUACAUUAUCCUACAGAGGAAUCUGCUUAUCUAUCUGUCGAUGGUGUCACAACGUCUGUAAGCAUUCCUGACAACAGACACAGCGACAUGCCAUUACUACAUGAGAGUCAAGAAGCGAUUAAUCAACAAGACGACGUCGCACAGCAAUUACAAUCAUUGAAUUUAGAUACCGUAGAUGGACCACCACAUAUGAACAGAUUCGAGAUGAUAGAAGAUGUUGAUUUAAGUAUUGAUACUUCACCAGCUGAAACCGAGAAUCAGAGGCCGGAAACUAUUGGUGGAGAUGAAAGUCUAAACAUUUCUGUGAAUAUCGAAGUGAAAAAAGACAGUGCGUCAUUCCUUUAUGUUACACCUACUCAAGACGAGACGGAUUUGAAAAUACCUUUCGCUAAUGAAGAUACCCCUAGAUUACCCGAUCAACGUCGUUUGAACCUGAUUUCAACAAAGAAUUCUCCUGACUCCGGUUAUACAACACCAUUUGAAUCCAUCUCAAGGCCGAUAUGCCCCAACAUUGAAAAUCGGCCAGAUUUAAGUAUUGGUACUUCACCAGUUGAAACCGAGUAUCAUAGGCCGGAAACUAUUGGUGGAGAUGAAAGUCUAAACAUUUCUGAAGUGAAAAAAGACAGUGGGUCAUUCCUUGAUGUUACACCUGCUCAAGACGAGACAGAUUUGAAAAUACCUUUCGCUAAUGAAGAUACCCCUAGAUUACCCGAUCAACGUCGUUUGAACCAGAUUUCAACAAAGAAUUCUCCUGACUCCGGUCAUACAACACCAUCUGAAUCCAUAUCAAGGACUAUAUGCCUCAACAUAGAAAAUCGGCCAGAAAUCCAAACCGAUGAUAAAAGAUAAAACCCCAAGAUAACAGCUCAA